AUCUAUAAAGUGCUACCAGAUCAUUUGUUGGUUUUUUCUUGAUAAUGCUGAAUUUUAUCAGUUUCUUUAACUGUCCACCAGAGGGCACAGCAACAUAACUUUUUCCUAUUUUAAGAGCACAUUAAUUGAAAGAGUAGGGAGGAGUUGUCACUUCAUACUGUUCAAGAGGCCAUAAAGAAUCUUUGCAGACUUGGAUCUCCAUUUAGAUGUACAAGAAAUGCCAGAUCAUACUUCAACAAUACUUGCAGGGACUAAUCUUCACAAUUCAAUAUGUGAAUUUUUCUGUCGGCGAUUGCAUGCCUUAUUUGCAUGCACACAUAUUGAAUGCCUGCAAAUGGAGGACUUGCACAGUCAUUUACGUGCCCAAAUAGUGGCACUGCCCAGGCAGUUGGGGUAAUACGACAUACAGAUUAGACGAGCAGUUUGUCACUCCUGAGUGUGGGCAACGAACUGUCAAAUGCAAUCUACGGGUAUGUCUAGACUGCAUUGCUCUUUCAGUAUAUCGGAAGUAUUCCGAAAUAGCAACGCCACAUCUCUAAAAGUGCCCGCACCCUAUUCCGGCGUCCCUGUAACAUUAAGAGAUUUGUUGGAAUAGUGCCUUACAGCACCAAAUUUCAAAAUAAGCUCUUUAGAUUUAGACUCAGAAUAAGCUACGCAAAUUGUGUAGCUUAUUCUGACAGAAGGGUGCGUCUAGACAGCAUCCUAAGUCACAUCACUGCAAAUAACAGGGAGUUGCCAAAGAAGAAGAGUUUCCAGGUGGGGUAGAUGAAGCCAUUCCAUAUCCAAAGAGGACAGGAUGUUUUCAGUUAAGGGAAGGUAAGUGCUGUGGGUACUUGGAAGAGCUUGGACUGAUAUAUGGUGAGGCCAACUAUAUGUAGAAUGUUUUUUCCAGUCAACUAUAUGAGCUCUUGCAAAUGGACUAUAUGGGAUUCUCUCUGGUGAAAAUUAAUUAUUUUAUUGACACUUGACACAUUUUGUGUAAGAUUUGUUGUUAUUAUAUAACAAUGGUAUAUGAUCUACCUGGUCAAAUGGCAAUGAUAUACCUGGUCAUAUUUUAAUCAUUUGAUGUCACACCAGUGUUGCAAUAUAUUUAUAUGCCAGAUGUGCUAAAGAUUCAUAUGUUCAUUCAUGCUUCAACCACCAUUCCAGAGAAAAUGCAUCUGUGCUGAUGCCGGGUUCUUCUCGAUAACAAUCCAAUAUAGUGUGGACAAAUGUGUUCAUCUUCAUCAUCUGAAUCAGAUGCCUCUAGCAGAAGGUUGAUUUCCUUGUUAGCGGUGGUUUGGGUUCCGUAGUUUUGACAUUGGACUGUUGCUCCUUUGAGACUUCUGAAAGCAUCUUCCACACCUCGAUCCUCUCAGAUUUUGGAAGGCACAUCAGAUUCUUAAACCUGGGUUUGACGGCAGUAGCUAUCUUUAUAAGUCUCACAUUGAUACCUUCUUUGUGCUUUGUCAAAUCUGCCAUGAAAGUGUUCUUAAAACAAACAACAUAUACUUGGUCAUCAUCCAAGACUGCUAUUACAGGAAACAUAUGGCAAAAUAUGGGUAAAACAGAGCAUGAGACAUACAAUUCUCCCCCAAGGAAUUCAUUCACCAAUUUAAUUAACACAUUAUUUUUUAAUGAGUGUCAUCAUCAUAGAAGCAUGUUCUCUGGUAUGAUGGCGAAAGUAUGAAGGGACAUAUGAAUGUUGAGCACAUCUGGCAUGUAAAUACUUUGCACGGCUGGCUACAAAAGUUCCAUGCAUAUGUCUGUUCUCAUUUUCAGGUGACCAUUGUAAAUAAGAAGUAGGCAGCAUUAUCUCCCAUAAAUAUAAACAAACUUCUUUAUCUUUCUGAUUGGUUGACCGAGAAUUAGGACUGAAGAGACAUGUACACUCUAAAGUUCACAUACCUUUGUUUUGAAGUGCAGUUAUGUAACCAAAAAAAAUCUACAUUUGUAAGUUGCGCUUUCAAGAUAUAGACGGAACUAAAGUACUUGUAUGAGGUGAAUUACCCUUUCUUUUGUUUGUCAUUUUUACAGAUCAAAUAUCAAUCAGAGAGUGAGCACUGUACACUUUGUAUUCUCCGUUCCAAUUGAAAUCAGAAUAUUUGCAAAUGAAGGGGAAAAAAUCUAAAAAUAUUCAAUAAUUUUCAAUUUUUUUAUGGUGAGAUUAACACUGGGAUUAAUCACAAUUAAUUUUUUGAGUUAAUCACCUGAGUUAAUGGUGAUUAAUUGACAAACCUAAAAACAACAUACAGAUGAUGAAUUCAGCACUGGUUGACCUGGAACUGACUCUGUAGCACCUCACAAGAGCUACCUCCAAGAGCAAUUGAUUACUGAGUGAAUGAUUGAUGAGAGACUAAACAGCAGGUGGCCUUCAGUCUGUCUUUAGCGCCCAGUCCAAAAGUAUUCAUUAGACAAAACAGAUUAUGUAAUGCCAGCAUAGCAUAUUUUAGGGACAUGUGACGCCUCUGAAAAAGAAGUAAUAAAUAUUGGGGAAUAGCAUAUGGUCAGUUCCCACCCCAGUAUACAUCUGAAGAGGCCUGUGACGGUCUAAAAUGAAGGAGCCAGUGUAGUCAACAACCUGCUACGAAGGACUUGUGGGACCUGUGAGCCAGAGGGCUUCAGGGUAGCCAACAAUCUGCUCCGGGGGAUAUUUAACUGACCAAGUGCUUGAGAGGAAGAGAAGAAACAAAGGCCUUCAUCUAGGACUGCGACGCUGGAAACAUGAGGUACAUCAGCACUCGAGGAGAAGCCGGAAGCGUUGACUUUGAAGGAGCCCUCUUUUCUGGCUAUGCCCCGGAUGGUGGCCUUUACGUGCCCAAGGAAAUUCCUACCCUGGACUAUCACACCCUGCGAACAUGGAGUACCUUCUCCUAUCCAGAGCUGGUGAAAGAGCUGAGUUCCCUCUUCAUCUCCUCUGAACUCAUCCCACGGAAAGAGCUGAAUGAUCUGAUUGACAGGGCCUUCCGGCGGUUCAGACACAAAAACAUUGUGCAUCUAGCCAGGCUGAAGAACGGGUUGAAUGUUUUGGAGCUCUGGCAUGGGGUCACUUAUGCCUUUAAGGACUUGUCCUUGUCCUGCACUGGUCAGUUUUUACAGUACUUCCUGAAGAAGAGGAAGAAGCACGUCACGAUUCUCGUAGGAACUGCGGGAGACACCGGCAGCGCGGCAAUUGAAAGCGUGCGAGGGGAAAGCAGGAUGGACAUCUGUGUGGUGUUACCCAAAGAUCUCUGCAGCCAGAUACAAGAGCUGCAAAUGACGACGGUGAUCGAGGAGAAUGUCCAUGUGUUCAUUGCUCAUGGAAACAGCGAUGAAAUUGAUGAGUCGAUCAAAGAAUUGUUUGAUGAUACAAAUUUUGCCAGAAAACACAAUUUGAUAAGUUUGAACUCACUCAACUGGUCCAGAGUUAUGGUGCAGAUCGCUCACUAUUUCUACGCUUACUUUCAAUGCACUCCAUCCAUGGAUGUGACUCCCCUGCCGACUGUGGAAAUCGUUGUGCCAACAGGGGCUGGAGGAAAUGUCACAGCUGGAUAUAUCGCACAGAAAAUGGGCCUUCCAAUCCAACUGGUCGCUGUGGUAAAUAGUAAUGACAUUAUCCACAGAGCAAUUCAGCAUGGAGAUUUCUCAAUGUCAGGGAGCGUUAAGCCAACCUUAGCUUCUGCAAUGGAUAUUCAGGCUCCGUACAAUAUGGAGAGGAUCUUGUGGCUUCUUUCCGACUGUGAUGGCAGCCUGAUUAAAACUCUGAUGGAACAGUUUUACAUGUCAAAAAGACUCACCCUGCCAGAAGAAUUGCACAGAAAGCUUGCUGAGGCCCUGCGCUCAUGUUCUGCGUCUGAUGAAGAUAUUGUCCGAGCAAUGAGGCGCUGUUGGGAAGAGAACUGCUACCUGUUAUGUCCCCACUCAGCCGUGGCUGUUCAUUGCCACUAUAGGCAAUUGGAGUGCCACCUCAGCAGCAGACCCAGGUGCUGCUUAGCACCCGCCUCGGCAGUGAAGUUCCAGGAUGCCGUGCUCAGAGCCAAGCUUGUUCCUGAAGUUCCGUCCGAGAUACAAGCUUUAAAAGCGAUGGAGACCAGGUCUACCACCCUGACGCGGGAAGACGACUGGGCAAAAACCCUAAGAGCCCGAAUAGAAGACAUGGCCAAGCGCAGACAGACGUAGAUGGAGUUCAUCAGACCCUGAAUAUGCAAUUACUGGGUUGCCUAUGAAAGACAAGGCUGCCUUGAUGAUGGUUAAGCUUUCUGCUAGAUUCCGUUCCUAGGAAAGUCCUAAUGAACUCGAUAGGGGAUUAUAACAUCCCCGUACAACACAUAAUCCAAACGAUAGAAUUCUGUAGCAGGAAUAGUAUUCUUGAUCAAAUUCUGAAUGCUUUAAAAAUAUAGAAAGGGUCUGGGCUGUCAAAUUCUACAGGGUAUAUAGACUAACUUAGAAUCCUGUGUACGCUCUUUGGAUCCAUAUGGAAACAUUCUUUCAGAUGUAUCUUCAAAGUGCCUGAUGAACAUGAGUCAUUAUCUGACUAAGAUUUUAUGCAAUUAUUAUUAGCCCAUAUCUGUCCUUUCCCUCGAGAAAAAAAAUCCUAAAGGAACAUAAUACCAAUUGCUGUAAUGACUUUUUUCCUUCAAUAAUUGUGUUGUAAUUUGGAGACCCAA
Pelodiscus sinensis (Chinese soft-shelled turtle) is the source of this 4625-nucleotide messenger RNA. RefSeq names its product threonine synthase-like 2. Gene Ontology annotation, molecular function: pyridoxal phosphate binding. NCBI's taxonomy places the organism in Eukaryota, Metazoa, Chordata, Testudines, Trionychidae. Gene Ontology annotation, biological process: 2-oxobutyrate biosynthetic process; dephosphorylation. The record is from RefSeq and is a predicted model, not a curated record.